UGGUUUGGGCGGCAGGAAGGGGAGCGGCCGCCAUCUUGUUUGUUUGAGUGGCUUGGAAAGGGGGGUCGGGGGAGAAGCAGGGAUAAGGGGAUCAGCGACAGUGGCGGAGCGGGUAAGCCGGAGCGCUUACCCCAGCCCCUGGAGCCCGCUGCCUUCGGCGGCCGCGCAGGAUUUGAGGUUGUGGCAUAGACAGUUGGCACAAUGUUCUACGCUCACUUUGUCCUGAGCAAGCGAGGGCCGCUAGCCAAAAUCUGGUUGGCGGCCCAUUGGGAUAAGAAACUAACCAAAGCCCAUGUGUUUGAAUGCAAUUUGGAGAGCAGUGUGGAAAGCAUCAUUUCGCCUAAGGUGAAGAUGGCUCUUCGGACUUCAGGACAUCUUUUACUGGGAGUUGUUAGAAUCUACCACAGGAAAGCUAAAUAUCUUCUUGCAGACUGUAACGAGGCAUUCAUUAAGAUCAAGAUGGCUUUCCGUCCAGGUGUUGUUGAUUUACCUGAGGAAAACAGAGAAGCUGCAUACAACGCUAUCACCUUACCUGAAGAAUUCCAUGAUUUUGACCAGCCCUUGCCAGAUUUAGAUGAUAUUGAUGUGGCUCAGCAGUUCAGUUUGAACCAAAGCAGAGUGGAAGAAAUUACAAUGCGAGAAGAAGUCGGAAACCUCAGUAUCCUUCAGGAAAAUGACUUUGUGUCAAUUACAUUUAUGAUGGCUAAUCUUAUAGAAGACUUCGGUAUGGAUGAUCGUGAAAUGAUGAGAGAAGAUAGUGCAUUUCCGGAUGACGUGCUGGAUAGUACUAGUGCUUCCAACCUACUGCUGGAGCCUGAACAGAGUACCAGUCACCUUAAUGAGAAAUCUAAUCACUUGGAAUAUGAAGAUCAGUACAAGGAUGACAAUUUUGGGGAGGGAAAUGAUGGUGGAAUCCUGGAUGACAAACUUCUCAGCAACAAUGAAGGAGGCAUCUUUGACGACCCACCUGCUCUUUCAGAUGGUGGAGUAAUGAUGCCUGAGCAACCUCCUCAUGAUGAUAUAGAUGAGGAUGAUAAUGUCUCAAUGGGUGGACCAGAUAGCCCAGACUCAGUUGAUCCAGUUGAACCACUGCCAACUAUGACUGAUCAGACAACAUUGGUUCCAAAUGAAGAAGAAGCUUUUGCUUUAGAACCUAUUGAUAUAACUGUUAAGGAAACAAAGGCAAAAAGGAAGAGAAAGCUGAUUGUAGACAGUGUGAAAGAGCUAGACAGCAAGACUAUCAGAGCCCAACUGAGUGACUACUCUGAUAUUGUCACAACACUGGAUUUGGCACCUCCUACUAAGAAGCUAAUGAUGUGGAAAGAGACUGGGGGUGUUGAAAAACUUUUCUCUCUUCCUGCUCAGCCUCUGUGGAAUAACAGGCUGUUGAAGCUUUUCACUCGCUGUUUAACACCUCUUGUACCAGAAGAUCUUAGAAAGAGGAGGAAAGGUGGGGAAGCUGAUAACCUGGAUGAGUUCCUUAAGGACUUUGAGAAUCCAGAAGUGCCCAGAGAGGAACAGCAGCGCAAUAUUAUUGACGAACCUAUAUUGGAAGAGCCAAGUCGCCUUCAGGAAUCCAUGAUGGAGGGCAGCAGAACCAACUUGGAUGAAUCAGUCAUGCCACCGCCUCCACCCCAAACAGGGAUAAAGCGAAAGGCUUCACAAGUAGAACCAGAGCCUGUACUACCGUCUCAGCCAUUGCAACAGAUAGAAAUGCCACCAGUGGAAUUGCCUCCUGAAGAGCCUCCAAACAUCUGCCAGCUAAUUCCAGAGCUGGAGCUCUUGCCGGAAAAGGAAAAGGAGAAAGGAAAGGAAAAGGAUGAAGAAGAAGAGGAAGAGGAGGAAGAUGGUACAGGUGGUGACCAGGAUCAAGAGGAAAGACGAUGGAACAAGAGAACUCAACAAAUGCUUCAUGGUCUUCAGAGAGCUCUGGCCAAGACUGGAGCAGAAUCCAUCAGUUUGCUUGAGCUGUGCAGGAAUACAAACCGAAAACAAGCAGCAGCAAAAUUCUACAGUUUCUUGGUACUAAAAAAGCAGCAAGCUAUAGAGCUGACACAGGAAGAACCAUACAGUGACAUCAUUGCAACUCCUGGUCCCAGAUUCCAUAUUAUUUGAAUGUUUGUUUGUCUUACUAUAUAGUUAGCAUCAUUAGUGCUUACACAUUGUCCCAUGUGUAGGGCCUACAAAAGGAAAAAGAUUUCUAGAUUUCAUUGUCUGUACAGUCGUUGACUUUUGUGUUCUGUUUUUUUUUCUAUUACAUUUUAACCCUUUUGCAUUUCUUGUAACUCUUUUGCGCUGGGUGACUUGAGUUCCAGUUGCAAAGACGAGAGAAAGUGACUCAAGGACCUAAUAAAGAGUGUUUUAAAAACAAAUCAAAACACAUGUGUGCAAUAUUGGUGCAUGUAACUAUGACUAAUACAUUGUUUUACAAUUAUCUGCUUAGUAAACUAGAGUGCUGUUUUAAUUAACUCCAGAAGACCCAAAAUGGCCAACCUAUUGUCUCAUAAUAGUUUUUGCCAAACGUGCCUAAAAUGUAUGCUCCCUUCCUCAAGGUAGUGAAUUCUUCCUGCCUGAAAUUUCAGUGUUUUAUCAUCUUCUGGGGGUGUGCUUGGAGCUACCAGCAUGAAUCCUAGUGCCUGGCAGGAGUCCUUGCUGUGCCAUGGGAUCACUAGAAUAGGGUUUAAGCAGCUCUGAGUACAAGUGUAAAUGGGUGCCCUUGGAAAAUACUAUUUAAGUGCAAGAGAGACAAUACAUUUCUGGUGUUGGAUUUUACAUUCCUUCUCAGCGUGGUCCAUUUCUGAUAGCCAGUUGUGAGGAUGGGAUAAUUCUACUAUCGGGCACCAACUGCAAUUAAGCUUUUUUCUUGUUGAUUCGAAAGCUCUUGAGAAUUUUUAGGACUCUAGAAAUGCCAUAAUUCUUGAUUACAGGCUGUUUGAUUUAGGUAAGCUGGUAGCUAGAAGGGUCUCAGAGUUUGAGCAAAUUACUUUUUUUUUUUUUUACAAAUUUUACCACUGGCCCUGAAAUGACAGCAGGCUACAGAUGUAUAUUUUAGAGGCAGGAAAAACUUGCAUUUAUUGAACAUAAUCUUGUUGUGUAAUAAGUAUUAGUAGAUCUCCAGUGACCUUCACAGUUUUUGUAACUGUGUUUCCCAAUAAUGCAUACUCCUGGAACACUGAAUAGGUUUGCAAAUAACUUCUAAUUUGAUUUUACUACUUAAUAACAAAGGUUUUACUAUCAGGACCAUGCCAUACCAGAAAUCAUGUGAAUAUGUUGAUGGAUAUGUCAAUAUUUGGGGUGCAAAAUUACUAAAGAUUCUGAUUUUAAAUGUUGGCACUUUUGUGAAAUGAUUCUGUUCUGGAACUGAGAUUUCAGUGUGUACCCAAGUGUAAAAUUAUGUGAAUGUUUUAAAAUUUGCAAUGUUUUAAUAAUCCUUGAGAAAGUUGACUGUAUAAAAUAGUUACUGCAACUUUAUUUUUGACAUGAUGUGCCUGUACAACCAUGAUUUCCCCCCUUUGUACAAAGAGACAUUGUAGAUAACUUGAAUGUUUAACUAUAGAGAAGGUCAUUAGUUUCUUGUUAUACUUUGUUAGUCUGUUUUUUGUUGCUUUCAGGGUUAAUAUUCUUGAAAAUAGUUGCUGUUAUGUAUAACUUUUCUA
Rhineura floridana is the source of this 3656-nucleotide messenger RNA. RefSeq names its product RAD21 cohesin complex component (gene RAD21). Bases 202 to 2115 code for a protein of 637 amino acids. Gene Ontology annotation, molecular function: chromatin binding; protein binding. The record is from RefSeq and is a predicted model, not a curated record. Lineage: Eukaryota; Metazoa; Chordata; Lepidosauria; Squamata; Rhineuridae. Gene Ontology annotation, cellular component: synaptonemal complex; cohesin complex. The transcript has 14 exons. Gene Ontology annotation, biological process: replication-born double-strand break repair via sister chromatid exchange; synaptonemal complex assembly; mitotic sister chromatid cohesion.